Molecule: messenger RNA, 756 nt
Organism: Lasiosphaeria miniovina
Lineage: Eukaryota; Fungi; Ascomycota; Sordariomycetes; Sordariales; Lasiosphaeriaceae
Product: S-adenosyl-L-methionine-dependent methyltransferase
Exons: 1
Coding region: 1-756 (251 amino acids)
Source: RefSeq, a predicted model, not a curated record
AUGGCAGCCACCACCAGCAGCAACGACCGGUUCAAUACCGACGCAGCGACAUGGGACGGGAAUCCGACGGUGCAGCGCGCCACAGCGCUCGCUCAUAAAGCUUAUCUCGCCCACCUCGAAGCUGACACAGACGCUACAGCGCUCGCCACGUCCGACGUGCUCGAGAUUGGCUGUGGCACGGGCUUGCUCUCGCUGGCCCUGGCACCAGCAGUGGCUUCGCUAGUAGCCGUCGACCCGGCCAAGGGCAUGAUUGCCGCGCUGAACGCCAAGCUUGAGAGCCAACCCUCGACCACCAAUGUGCGCACCGUAUGCGCCACUCUCCACGGCGCAGAUGACCCACGACUCCAAGCGGCUGUUGCAGCGGGCACCGGAGUAAAUAACGGAGGAGAAAAAGGAAGACGGCGCUUUGACCUCGUCGUAUCUCACCUGGUGCUGCACCACGUCCCAGACCUCGACGAGCUGCUGGCCGUCAUGUUUGCCUGUCUCCGCACUGGUGGCCGCGUGCUGCUGACCGACUUUGAAGAUUUUGGACCCGCGGCUCGCAGCUUCCACCCUGAGGCCAAGAUGGACGGCGUCGCCCGCCAUGGGCUCAAGCGGACAGAAAUGGCGGCCCUACUGGCGUGGGUGGGGUUCGAGGACGUGAGGGUCGAGACGGCUUUCUCUGUGGACAAACAUGUCGAGACGCAGCCGGGCAGUGGAGACGUCGGCCCACUCGUGAAGUUUCCAUUUCUGCUCUGCUCGGGUAGAAAGCCGUGA